AUGCGCGCCUUCGUCCUUUCGCUGCUGUUCGGCAGCCUCGUCUACGCCCAGCACAAGAAGUCCCAGGCCGACCGUGAUCUGCAAAUCGAGAUGUUGAAGGAUCCGGAGCUGUUCCCAUUCCCCGAUGUGGUUAACCAGCGUUAUGCCAUGGCCUUCGACGUCCAAGCGAUCGAGCACAUCCUGACGGCGGAGCCCUUCUCCGAGAUGGUCUCCCAGCACAAACCGUCACCUAAUGUGGCCGACGACGAGGCGUACAAGAAGAUGGUGAAGGAGGCCGUCGAGCACACCUUCGACCGGCUGCUCACCCAGUACACCAAGUUCAAGCUGAACACAGACGCACCCCAACCCCCGCUCUUUGUGAAGGAGACGUCGAAGUACCUGGAGAAGGAGCUGGCCGCGCUCGACACUCCCGAGAACCGCGUCAAGCGUUUCCUGGAGUCGUACAAGCCAAGCCACAUUCGCGCCAAGCGACUGGCUGCACCCCAGGACGAGGAGGAGCAGCGAAACCCUGAGGAGGAUCGCGAGAAUAUCCUCGUUCGCCAGUUGAGGAACAUCAUUGGUGACGCUUUCGUCGACAAAAUGCGCACCGAGUUGGGGCAGGCCAAGGAGCACUACGAGCGCGAUGGGCUCAAGGGCGUCCUGGACUUUGCCGUCGUGCGCCCGCUGAACCGCGAGGCUAAGGUCGUCUCCACGGAUCUGCGCAAGAUCCGCGACGCCUAUUCUCAGCAUGGCGUCAAGGCCGCCGUGAAGAUGGCGGGCGGCGCCGACUGCGGCCCCGGCACCGACUGUGGCCCGGUGAUCGAGGAGGCCGAGGCCAUCGUCAAGGAG
Messenger RNA from Mesorhabditis spiculigera, 828 nucleotides. Lineage: Eukaryota; Metazoa; Nematoda; Chromadorea; Rhabditida; Rhabditidae. The record is from the annotation of a GenBank genome assembly.